Cantharellus anzutake is the source of this 1927-nucleotide messenger RNA. RefSeq lists its product as uncharacterized. The coding region runs from base 46 to 1842 and encodes 598 amino acids. Gene Ontology annotation, cellular component: membrane. The transcript is spliced from 15 exons. The record is from RefSeq and is a predicted model, not a curated record. Lineage: Eukaryota; Fungi; Basidiomycota; Agaricomycetes; Cantharellales; Hydnaceae.
CUAUCUGCCAUUGAACGGACUCUUAAAUUCCCAUCUCCAACACGUAUGAGCCCCCACCUUCAGUUCAUGUGCGGUCCUCUACUUCGAUAUGAUACUGUCAUUGACGGUGUCUGGCAUGGGGCUGUGAUGAUUGUCACUGCAGACCAAGGCUCUGUGUAUUCCCCUUCACCCUACCUUUCCCUGGAGUGGGAUCCCAGUAGCCCACUCUUUUCCAACGGUGCUGACACUCCUAAGUCCCCAAAAACUGUCUAUUAUUCGAAACAAAUCACUGGUGAAGAGAUUUGGGUUUAUUACGGCACAGCAGGGACAUUCACAUUCUGGCGAUUCAUGAUUGAAAUUCCACUCUCCAGGUAUGAGAUGGGAGUUUCUUACCAAAUCAACAACGGUGCUCGCCUCGAAUUCUUUGUGCCAGCAAUUGGCCAGAAUCUUCGCUGGGCUGUGCAUUCGUGCAAUGGAUUUAGCGCUGGAAUCAACCCGGAUGAUUUCAAAGGUCCUGGGUUUGUCAGUGGCUAUGACCCUCUCUGGGUCGAUCUCUUAAACAAACAUUACGAGAAACCCUUUCAUGCUUUGGUCGGAGGCGGUGAUCAAAUAUAUUGUGACAAAGUGACUCAGGAGCCCGAGAUACAAGACUGGAUCAACAAGAAACUUGUCACCGAUAAAAUUAAUUACCAAUUGACGGACGAAAUGCGUUUUGCAAUCGAUCGAUUUUAUUUCAGCCAUUAUUGCCUCAUGUUUAGGAGUGGCGCUUUUGCUAGAUGUACGAGAACAAUCCCAAUGGUAAGUAAUUGUUUGGACGAUCACGAUCUCAUUGAUGGUUUUGGAAGUUAUCCGGCUGAUCUACAGUCAUCUCCCGUCUUCAACGCAAUCGGAGCACGAGGAUACUUCUUUUUUCUACUCUUCCAGCAAUUUACUGUGGACGCAGUGGACGGAUCGUUGGAUAUGCACCCACAUCCUAACAGAGCCCUCAUCAUGGGCGAGCUUGGCCCCUGGAUUCCAUCGUGCUCCCAUUCGCUGCUGACAUAUUUGGGACCUCAGGCCCAAUUACUUUUGUUGGAUUGCCGCGCGGAGCGACGGAAGGAGCGUAUUGUGUCCGAGAAGACAUAUAAGGUUAUCCUUGAUCGAAUAAGAGCUUUACCAACAAGCGUCGAACAUUUAGUUCUUUUGCUUGGCGUGCCGAUUGCCUAUCCCAGAAUGAACUUUUUAGAGUCUGCCCUAGAAUCCAAGCUAAAUCCUUUCAUUGCUUUAGCUCGCUCAGGAUUCGGAAUGAGUGGGUUCGUAAACAAGUUCAAUAAAGAAGCUGAGCUUCUGGACGAUCUGAAUGACCAUUGGACAGCCACGCAUCAUAAAGCUGAGCGCAAUUGGCUGGUUCAAGAACUCCAGAAGGUCGCUUUGUCUCAGAAAUUGCGCAUCACCUUCCUCAGCGGUGAUGUGCAUUGUGCUGCCGUUGGAUUGUUCAAAAGUCUCGUCAAAAGCAAGAAAGGUCCUGGGGUGGAUCCUUACCAAGAUCACCGCUAUAUGCUGAAUGUUGUCACAAGUGCCAUUGUCAACACACCUCCACCCGCUGGGGUGUUGAAGAUGGUAGGGCUUUUAGGGAAGAAAACCCACAAAACUUUACAUUCCGCUCAAACAGAUGAAGUGAUGGUGCCGUUAUUUAAGCAGGACACGGAUGGAACUCCAUUGAAAGCUAAUUUGGUGAUGGGAAGACGAAACUGGUGUCAGGUUGAUUGGGAUGAAUCGAGCGGUGAUUUGAUCUUUGAUAUUCGUGUAGAGAAGGAGAAAGGUUAUGGAACCAGCGUGAGUUAUCCUAUUCAUGCACCCGCUCCUCGAUGGUCCAACACUUAGACCGUGGCUAACGCCAUUUGAUGUUGAUGACUAAGUUAUGCGUUCACUCGACAUUCGGACUGUUUCCGUAGUACCCAUGAUACCC